GAAAAUCAUUAAUUAAUUAAAAGGUGCUUAAUUAUUGUAAACCUUCUGCUCUCUCUCUCUCUCUCUCUCUCAGUCCCAUCAGUCAUCAAUCUCUCCAUUGCUGCUUCUUCUUCUCUUUGGAAGCUGUUCAGGGUGCCUGGAUUUGCUUUCUACCUGCACACAUGAUGAAUACUGGGUUUGUAGACAAUGCAUUUCGUCCUUUAGAUCUAGGCAAUUUUCCUCCCUGGCAUAUCACUGUUACUGUUGCUGGCGGGGAGACACGUCAUAUCAACAUCCCAUAUCCGAUGACUAACAAUGUGAUUGGUCUUCCUCUUAGUUUGGGUGUUCCUGAGGUAAUAGCUGGCCGUUAUGAAGUGUUGCUACGUAUGGUGCAGGGUAUGAGAGAUCUCAUUACUGGCAUAGUUCGAGAUUUAGCUCAAUGCCAGCAGGAUGCAGCUCACUUCAGGGAGGAUGCAGCUCGCUUUAGGCAGGAUGCAAUUCGUUUUAAGCAGGAUGCAGCUCGCUGUCUCCAGGAUGCAAACCGUUACUAUUGUGAGCUUGAGAAGUUGAAGUUCAGAAUGGGUGGUAAAGUGGUGGUUUCUAAGGUCUUAAUGUCUCCGGUUUCUUCAUCAAAAAAGAGGAAGUUGGGUACAGAGGAAUCUGGCCUUAGUGAAACACAGGAAGUUUGUAUUGAGAAACCUGAGCACCUGCCUCCACCAAAAUCCAAAGAUUGGCCUUCCAUCCAGGAAUCUGUUAUAGAAAAGAAUAUGGUUGAGUCGGAUGAGGUGCCCCGACGCGAAGAUGUCCAAACUGAGAAGGUUGAAUUCGUUGCAGGGGUUGUGCCUAUCAGGGAAUCUGUUGAUGCUUCAACAAUAUGUACCUCAGCCAACUGCCUGAAUGUUGACUCCUGGUCAACAUUAAGUAAUUUGAAUUCCAUAGAUGUCACUCCUUCCCUCGUAGCUUCAACAAUUGUUUCAGGUCAAGGGGAAGAUGAAGGGUUUGAAUAUGCAGAGAACUUAAAGUCAGAUGACUUACCCCUUACUAGUGUGAAGCAUUCGCAGGGUGAAAAUGUCCCCACUUAUGUGCACACUGAGCAGGUUGCAUCCGUUGCAGGGGUUAUGCUUGUUGAGGAACCUGUUGAUGCUACAAUGAUCUCUACGUCCGUCAAUUGCCUGACUGCUGACUGCACAACAUUAACUAUUUCGACUCCUAUAUGUACCGCUCCUACCCUCAUAGAGUCCACAAGCGUUUCUAGUCGAGUGGGAGAUGAAUGGCAUGAGGAUGUGGAGAACUUGAAGUUGGAUGCCUUACCCCUUGCUAGUGUGAAGCGUUCUAGGAGCGAAGAUGUUCCCACAAGUGCAUCACUAAUUUGUUCUGAUGUGCGAACUGAGCAGGUUGCAUCCGUUGCAGGGGCACUUGUCGUUUGGGAACCUGUUGAUGCUACAAUGACCUCUACCUCCGCCAAUUGCCAGACUGGUAAUUUCACAGCAUUAACUAUUUCGACUCCUGCUGAUAACACUCUUCCCCUCAUAGUGCCUACAAGUGUAUCUAGUCGAGUGGGGGAUGAAUGGUUUGAAAAUGUGGACAAUUUCAGGAUCCCAAAAGUAUAUGCAGAUUUGUAUAAGAAGAUCUUUAGCAAGCAUGGGCAUAUGGCGACUAAAAAGGUCAUCAGGUCCAAUGAUGACAUACUACUUGCAGCUGUUACUAGCUUGAUGAAGAUUGUCUCUAGGAUGGAAACUAUACGGGGCGUGGAUUUGAGUGUAAAGCUGAUAGAAAGUUGGGAAGGACACAUUGGAGAUGCUGAGACCUUGCAAUUUAAUAUCAAGUGGCUUCGUGAGAUAUUCACUAAACUCAAAAACUCUUGGAAGUCGUCUUUCAAGAUAGAUAAAGAAGUUGAAAUCCGUGAACAAGUAUUGGAUGCAACACAGGUGGAGUAUGCUGGUCUUCGUUCAAGAAAAGACGAACUUGAGACGGAACUUCUGGAGGUGACUAUGAAAAUUAGGGAAUUUGAAGGUAAGAUUUCAUCUGAACGCGAAGCUAUCCAAGUAAAGAUGGCAGAGAAAAACAUAUUUUUGUUUAAGCCUGUUCUGGGGAAUUUGUUUAAUCUGGAGAUUACAAAUUGAUUGCCGCCGCGUCCGUAGUAUGUUAUUAAAACCGUCAGAGAUUGAAACUCGUCUGUACAGUAAUCUAUUGUGUGGUUGUAAGUAGUAUAUGUAUUCAGUGUUUCUGCUACGAAACAUGGAUGGUUCUUGUCAUUUAAAGGUGUUUUUUUGAGGGUGACAUCUGAAUCUGAGUCUGACUCAUGUCUAACGGUUGUUCAUUUUGAGGUGUCUGAAAAGUCUGACAAAUGGUUUACAUUAAAAA
Molecule: messenger RNA, 2343 nt
Organism: Papaver somniferum (opium poppy)
Lineage: Eukaryota; Viridiplantae; Streptophyta; Magnoliopsida; Ranunculales; Papaveraceae
Exons: 4
Coding region: 162-2102 (646 amino acids)
Source: RefSeq, a predicted model, not a curated record